CCGUGAUUGGUCGCCGGGCGGCGAGGGAAAGGGUGCGCGCGCAACGGUGCCAAGCCGCGUGUAGAAACAGUCGUUACGACGAUGCCAACAACACUGGAAGCGGGACGAGGUGUGAUUCCGUUGAUACUCGCGGCACGGUACACGUGCAUCGCAGAAUCGCGCCGGUUGCUCGGGUUUUGGCGGUUUACCAGUUGCACGCGGCACACGGAGGGUGGCAGUCGCGAAGGAGAGAGAGAGAAGGAAGACAGAAAGGUGGUCGCGGAAACGCUGGUUUUUAAGGUGGCCGGGACGAACGGCGAGGUGAAGUGAGAGAAAAAUACGUGAAAUGGAAUUGCACACGCCGAAGCGUGAAUCGCGUCCUUUGACGGAAGCGUUGCCCUGCAGCCCGCCGAUGUGCGACACCAUGCUUUAUCCGUGGAACUGGGGUGAAGAGGCGAGGAAUGUGAACCUCAGCCCCGGUAGCUCGUGCUCGUCGCCUGAAUAUAGAGAGCAUAACGUGGUGGCCACGCGAACGGGACCGCGAUCGCGUUCGGGAGGAUCGGAGCAUCAUCGCCGUGGACGACCUAGAGCUGACGCUCUAUCGAACCUCAUGAUGCAAGGAAGCACCUCUCCCAGCAGUAUAAAAUGCACUUACUGCAACCGGGUCUUUCCACGGGAGAAAAGCCUCCAAGCACAUUUGCGCACCCAUACAGGUGAACGUCCCUAUCCGUGCGAUUAUCCAGGAUGCACGAAAGCUUUUACCCAAUCCGGACAAUUGAAGACUCACCAACGACUGCAUACGGGAGAGAAACCUUUUUUAUGUACGGAACCUGGCUGUGAAAUGAGAUUUACACACGCUAAUAGACACUGCCCCGAUCAUCCUUAUGCCACUCUUACACGUUCCGAUGACUUUGUAUUGAAGCCUGUGUCGGAAAAUACGGAAUUACCUCACGACGUGACUAAAUGGCUAGAACGUUACAAAAUGUCCAGGGAACGAGAAGAUAGGACGCCCACAGGGAAAAAUGAACGCAAGAAGAAAAGUUGGAAAAGUAGUUCGGAGAAUCACAAAAGAGUUAAAUCUAGAAAGGGUUUGAUGAUGGAUGCGACAGGGGAACAGGAGAAUUUAGAUUGCAAAGGAUCUAAUCAGCGACUGUAUUGCGAGAGUCAAGACAGCCAAGAGGAAAGCCAAGACGAAGAUCCUGCAGAGACGUGCGCCGUGUUGCAAACAUCCGAAGACGAGGAGAUAUCGACAAAGUUAGCGAUUACUCCUUUGAGAAGACCAUUGGACCGACUUCAGCCAAAGAAGAGAUGGUUACGGGAAGCUUGUUUGGAGCAGCAGCUGGCCAAACCUUUGAAUUGGGAUGUGAAGCCUGCGAAUCCAGCUGUGACCGCUUCGUUUAAAUCUAAUUGUAACCAAAUGCAAUGGAGCGCGCCUGUCGAUAAUUCGUGUUUGAACGAGUGCAAAGAAAUUGAAAUUGCAAAAUCAGAGUUAGAUUCCUCUUACGCGACCGGUCACGUAUCUUGGGAUGUCGAUAACGAAUCCUCGGAAACGUGCGCGAAGGAAGAGCAAAAGUACGUAUUCGAAGUGUCGAAUACAUUAUCGCAAACUAUUUGGAACACUUCGCAGCAAACUACAAAUAAUUUCUUACCUAACGAUAAACAUUCUACCUCUAAACUCGAAUCAUCCGAACACCCGGCUCAUGUAUAUUGGGACAACGAUUUCAUAAAAGAUACUACGAAUUCUUCGUUGAAUCGAUCGAAUAUAAAAAUGAAGAAUUUUGCUCAAAAGGAUGUUAAGCAGGACGCGAUCAUGAGUCCUUGUAUCAGCGAAAACAUAACGAGACCGACUGUUUUAAUGUUAGCUGGUAGUUCUAAUAACAACAACAACAAUAAUAAUAAUAAUAGCAAAGAUACUAUCACGAAAGUAGCGCCAGUAGAAUUGGAAACAGGAACAAAAGUAGUAGUUAUUAAACAGGAAGAGAAUCUUGUAAAGUUACCGAUACCUGAGGAUAGUCAAAAAUGGUUAGGCGCUUUAGCUUUGAUGGAAUUAGCUAAAAAUCAAGAAGAGACAAUACGAGGCUUAGGCCUCAAGCAAAACAAAGAUGAAUGCUCUGUGAAUUCCGAGCUGAACUAUACCCAUUUAUAGACUGUGAUCAAUGACUGUUCUAAUUCUGAUUUAUGUUAUUUUUGUAUGGCGGGCAAGAAACAAAUAAAAGUGCAUUCAUUGCCAUAUCACAAUUUUCCGAUAUACAAACACGAAAGAAAUAUGUCGUUCAGAAUUACAUCUGUUUUUCUUGCACAAUCGAGUAGCAUUUUUCCACGAUUUCCUUUUUGUAUCUUUCUAAUUAUCUAACUAUAAUUUAUUAUAUUCAACGUUUAUUCUCGUUUUCUGCCAAACUUUUUCUGCAUACUACGAUCUUGUUAAAAAUAUUAAGAUCAGUGAAAAAUUUCUUUUGAUCGCUGUUUCUUUUUCAUUAAGGAAAAAAAAUGAAUUGGUAUAUGUACAAGAAUACUUUUUAUUUGUAAUUAAUAUUCUAAGUUACAUUAUCGUUAACGACUGUUGGAAAUUCCCACUAUUUGUAACGUCGCGCAGAACAAUUUUUAAACGGGGAAAAUAAAGCUAUAUUCAUAUUUUUAUUUUCCGUGAUUAAUUCUCAUUGUCGACGAUAAAAAUACGUAUACUUCAACUCAAGGAGAAAUAUUCUUUGUAGACAAUAUAUUUUUUAAAAUUUAUUCCAACAAUGAGAACAUACCACCGUAUAACGCGAGUAUAUAACAAUAUUAUACAUUUACUUCUAAAUUUGUAUAGUUUGAUCAGAUUAUCGGUGACAUUGAUCAAUCGUAUCGAAGAAUUGUAUCGAUUUGUAAUAUAAAAUUCCUGAUCUUUUACUUUGAAAUGCGUAUAGCAUGAGACACGAACCAAUACAAAUGAAUUAAAUUAAAUCGAAGAAAUAUUUGAUUUAAUGUUUCGUUUAUCACGAGGAACAAAAGUUUCGAGUUUCUUUUUCAUAGAUAACUAUCGUAGCAUAUAAUAUGAAAUUAUAUUUCUGCAAUCGAGCCUUCGAUACAAUUUUCUACGAGUGAUUCUCCAUUCGAUGAAAAAUGAAUUACGUACUUUUCCGUUUUUAGGUGAUAAUGCAAAAAUUUAUUUAUUAUUAUCGGCCAUACUGCGUAACAGUAAACAUUUGUGUGAUACUUAGAAUGGUAAACAAAUUUACGAAGAAAAAUUUCUUUUCGAAAAAGAUUAAAUGAAUGCUUGUAAAAUAUUUAAUUGGAAGAAAUAUGGUUAUUAUUUAUAAAGUAUAAUAGGUGUAGAGAAACUAAUUGGUAGGAUAAGAUAGAAAUCUACAUUUGUAAUACCAUUAAGUAAUUUUAACUCCUAAUAUUUUAUACUCAACGUGUAUAUAUGUGAAAUAUUUUAAUAAAUAUUUUCUAAAAUUCUAGGAACUUCCACGGAACAUCGACUGUACGAAACCAGAAAUUCUUCGAAUAACAAAUUAUAUAUUUUUAAGCACGGUA
Molecule: messenger RNA, 3498 nt
Organism: Hylaeus volcanicus
Lineage: Eukaryota; Metazoa; Arthropoda; Insecta; Hymenoptera; Colletidae
Exons: 3
Coding region: 326-2125 (599 amino acids)
Biological process (GO): regulation of transcription by RNA polymerase II; central nervous system development
Cellular component (GO): nucleus
Molecular function (GO): RNA polymerase II cis-regulatory region sequence-specific DNA binding; DNA-binding transcription factor activity, RNA polymerase II-specific
Source: RefSeq, a predicted model, not a curated record